Messenger RNA from Daucus carota subsp. sativus, 1278 nucleotides. RefSeq lists its product as uncharacterized. The record is from RefSeq and is a predicted model, not a curated record. The transcript has 3 exons. The coding region runs from base 224 to 1015 and encodes 263 amino acids. NCBI's taxonomy places the organism in Eukaryota, Viridiplantae, Streptophyta, Magnoliopsida, Apiales, Apiaceae.
UAGGACCCGGAAAUUGGAGCCACAUCCAGCAAUCACCGCCAUAGCACUCGCAGUAGGCCCCACCCAUCCUAUAAAAACCAGCAUCUCCGACACACUUCCUUACCUGUCUACAACUCAUACUCCUCCAACCAUCGCAACUUGCCAUUCACACACAAACAGUGAAUCAGAUCUUGUUAUAUACAAACACACACGCUCUUCAUCCUCCUCGCAUUGUGUCAAACAAAUGACUCGUGAGUCGGGUGAUCCCCAGUUCUGGCUGCCUCCCAUGUUUCUGUCUGAUGAUGUUUUUAAGGAAACGGAGUUGAUGCCGAGGCCCCUGUCCCGCUCCAACUCGGGGUUUAGUUCCCCCGGGGAUUCUUCCGUGGCGUCCACGAGAACCGAGAGUGAUGAGGACGAGUUUCUCACUGAGUUGACGAGGAGACUCACCGGCUCCCUUCACCUCUCCCGUGAUAUUCGCAAGCCGGAACCAAAUCUUGGUCUUAUGCCUAGCGACAAAACAGAUACGUUACGGAAGAUGCUUGCAUCCCCUCAAUCCACCCUGAAAGAUGAGAAAGCGGGUAAAAUAACAAGGCUUGAACAAAAUUGUACUAGUGAAUAUAUCCAUUUUUGGGCUGCUGCUCAAAAACCAAAACCAAGCCUCGACUCUGUUCCCUCGAACACUAAACAUCAUGCGCAUCACUCCAAUCAGCGCAUCUUGUAUCUUGGAACACCAGGCUUAUCUCACUCUGCCUGGCCUACUCUGCAACAAUCUCAAUCUCAUAAACAUCCACCCCCUGUUUCUUGGAGCACCAGAGUUGCUCUUCUUAGUAAUAAUGGUGGAUCUUCGGGUACUGGCGUUUUCUUGCCGUUGCCACGUCCUGUUGCAACAACUCCAACUCAAAUGCCUCGCGGGAAGCACCCAGGGGGUCCAAAGCAAAGAAAUGUAUCGGCAGAGUCAGAGCAGAGAAUGGAAAUGUCACGGACACCGGCGGCGGUGGAUGAUGAGAUCCGGCUUCCUCAGGAGUGGACUUACUGACUCAUUCUAGAUCGGAUCAAUUUACAUAAAAAAAGAAUGACGAAGAAGAAAGUUAGGGACCGAAAUAAAUAGUUUACAAGCUGUUACUAAGAAAUGAUAAUAAAUUAGGGGGAAAAGUUUUUUGGGUCAGUGUCAUAGCGGCAGCUUAAAUCUUUUGCGGUACAUGUGAAAGAUUCUAGUGGAUGUCGGUUUUCCCCUGUGUUAUUUUAUUUAUUGGAAAAGAAAAUUUUAAUACUAAUGUGUUUCUAAAUUCUUUAUUUUAA